UUUGUUAUUUCAUAAUAGGAUUUAGAAGUUAUUGUACAGACAUUACUUCAUAAAACAGGCGAAAGUGUUGGUUUCAUUAGAGAUGAUAUUGAAAAGGCAAUGAAUAAUAUGAUUGAAGAAGUUUCAUCAAAUAAAGCUAUUUUAGCUGUCAUUUUAGGAGGUGGUAGUCAUCGUAAUGGUGCUGUUCGAAAGACAACUGCUCAAGUUACAGCAACUCUGGUUGAACGUAUUGGAGCUGCAAAAUGUUUAGUUGGACAAAAAGAAAUUACUGAACGUCUUUUGCCUGUGGCAGCACAAUUUUUAAUGGAUGGUGUUCCUCUGACAAGGUAUCAUGGUAGGAGAAUAUUUCAAAUACUGUUACCUCAUCCGUCCUUUGAUAAAAUGUUAACUAAAUAUGUUCAUCAAACAACAGUUCGAAAUAUAAGAGGAAUUCUGGAAACAAUUAGAAAAAAGGGAAUUGGAGAAAUGCCAAGAGAAAGAAUAUCUGCUAAAGUCCACAAAAACAAUUCAUCAAGAAGUGCAAUACCAAGUAGAACAGUGCCAUAAUAUAGUGUCAUAAUUGUUUUUGUAGUAACUGCUAAGUCAAUAUUGCAAAAAUUUCCUCCAAAGAAAAAAAAACAAAAAAAAAAAAAUUAUAUAGAAUCUAAUUUUAAAACAUUUGUUGACAUUUGCAAUAUAUUUUGUAUGUAAAACAUGCAGUACCACAUACUAUGGGACAAAUAUAUGGACAACAAAUAAUGUACAGUUUUAAUACAUAAAAAUGUUUGCUAGUUACAUUAUAUAAUAUAUACGUAUACAAGAGUUAAAAUAUUUAAACUUGUAAAUUAUAGUUUGAGAAUUUUCAGCAUGCUUUUCCUAUAUUAAACAUAAAUGUUUUUGUUGUUUUAAUAGAGAUUAGAAUUAAAAUGUAAAUAAUUGAAUUUUGUAAAAGUAUGAAAUAAUUUGUUUUGCAAGC
Centruroides sculpturatus (bark scorpion) is the source of this 955-nucleotide messenger RNA. RefSeq names its product TOG array regulator of axonemal microtubules protein 1-like. NCBI's taxonomy places the organism in Eukaryota, Metazoa, Arthropoda, Arachnida, Scorpiones, Buthidae. Gene Ontology annotation, molecular function: microtubule binding. The record is from RefSeq and is a predicted model, not a curated record. Gene Ontology annotation, cellular component: cytoplasmic microtubule; cilium. The transcript has 4 exons. Gene Ontology annotation, biological process: microtubule cytoskeleton organization. The coding region runs from base 100 to 546 and encodes 148 amino acids.